Molecule: messenger RNA, 1104 nt
Organism: Thecamonas trahens ATCC 50062
Lineage: Eukaryota; Apusomonadida; Apusomonadidae
Product: Cas4p protein
Exons: 2
Coding region: 1-1104 (367 amino acids)
Cellular component (GO): Golgi apparatus
Molecular function (GO): antiporter activity
Source: RefSeq, a predicted model, not a curated record
AUGUCCCCGGCGGCGAGGCGAUUCCUGGCCUUUCUCGGCUGGGCGAUUGGCUCGCUCGGCACUGUCUUCCUCAACGAGUGGAUGUUUGUCAAGGCGCAUGUGUUCAACUACCCCGUAACCCUCACCAUCAUCCACCUUGCCGCCACCUGUGUCACCUCGUUGCUCCUCGGCUGGAUGUUCCCGCUCUCGGGCGCAACUGCUAUGGCCUGGCACCCCUUUCCGCCUCUGCUCUGGCUUCGCAACAUCCUCCCGCUCGGUCUGGCGUACUGGGGCAACGUGGCGUGCAACAACUUGUCGUUUGAAGACUUGGAGGUCGACUUUCUGCAGGUGGUCAAGGCUACGGGUCCGAUGUGGGUUCUGUUUAUUACCAUGGCUGUGGGAACUCAAAAGGCCACUCCAUCGCUGGUGGCCAUCAUUUUCCUCAUCUCGGGCGGCAUCAUCCUCGCCUCGCUCGGCGAGCUGGCCUUUGUUUGGCGCGGCUUCUUCCUUGCCAUCUCCGCCACCAUUCUCUCGGCCAUCCGCACCGCUCUCAUUGAGAACGCCACGCUGCACUCGCCCAUCGAUCCGCGGCAGCUGUACCCGUCGACCGGCCCCGCCGCGUUUGUCCUCCUCUUCGCCGUCUGGCUAGUCACCGACGGGCCGAUCCUGCUCUCGCCCGAGUCGCGCGGCGACGGCGCUCACCACCACCCCGACUACUCGGGUGGCCAGGUCUUUCUCAUUGUCAUCGGCUCAUCGGCGCUCGCUGUCCUCUCUAACUUUGGCCGCUACGCCUGGAUCGCCUCCUCGUCGUCGAUUAUUUACUCGGUGACCGGCGUGCUCAAAGACGUGGUCAUCAUCGUCUUCUCGCUCGUCUUCCUCGGCGAGUCGGUCACCGUGCUCAAGGUCAUCGGCAUCUGCCUGGCCUUCUCGGGUGUGGUUUGGUUCACCUACCUCGAGAACACCAGCGAUGAGGCAACAACCGCACCGGCCGGCUACGGCCAGCUCGCCGGAGAAAGCACCGAGUCGGACUGCUCGCUCGGCGGCGGCGUCUUUGCCAUCGGCGCCGGUGACGAACUGGGCACCUCGGAUGAGCUCGACGAGCUCGAUGAGCUCGACGGACUCUGA